Messenger RNA from Acanthocheilonema viteae, 1119 nucleotides. The record is from the annotation of a GenBank genome assembly. NCBI's taxonomy places the organism in Eukaryota, Metazoa, Nematoda, Chromadorea, Rhabditida, Onchocercidae.
AUGGCUUAUUUUAAUACCACCGAUCUCACCGCUGCCGAAUUAGAGGAUCUCGCCUUUUUGCGUGCACGUCGUUCUGGAAUCAAUGAAGAUGUUGAGGAAAUCCGGUCAGAGCUGGAUGAAAUUAACGCGCAGUUGGCAACAAUCGAUAUUCCUGACGAAGAAUACAGCCCAAAUGGAAGGCAUAUGUCUAUAGCUCGGAAAAAUUUUAAUGUAGAUCCCAAGAAGGGUAUGGAAUAUAUGAUUCAGCAUAACCUUAUUCAUAAUUCACCUGCAUCGGUUGCAGAAUUUCUUUACAAGGGGGAAGGUUUACGAAAAAGUGCUGUUGGCGAUUAUUUGGGCGAAAACAAUCCCUUUAACCUAGAAGUGUUGGAAAAGUUUUGCGAAUUGCAUGAUUUCACAGAUCUCAUCUUAGUGCAAGCACUGAGACAGUUUUUCUGGUCAUUUCGUUUACCCGGUGAGUCCCAGAAGAUUGAUCGUAUGGUUAAUGCUUUCGCACGUCGUUAUUGCACGAACAACCCAGGAGUUUUUUCUAGCGUUGAUACUUGCUACAUAUUGUGUUUUGCAAUCGUAAUGCUCAAUACUGCACUGCAUAAUCGUAAUGUGAAAACUCCAUUAACACUUGAUGGCUUCAUAACGAUGUAUCAUGGUAUUGAUGAAGGAAGAGAUGUUCCUAGAGAAUUAUUAGAGAGUAUUUAUGAAUCUAUUCGGACGGAACCCUUUCAAUUUCCAACAGAUGAUGGCGAAUUUUAUAAUACAUUCUUCAACCCCGAUCGAGAAGGAUGGUUGUUGAAACAAGCAUCUUCGUUAGCCACAACACGUCCAUUUUUAAAGUCAUGGAAGAGACGGUGGUUCAUUUUAGCUGAGAAAUGUUUGUAUUAUUUUGAACAUACGACGGCAAAAGAGCCACGAGGAAUCAUUCCUCUAGAAAAUGUUCAUGUUCGUGCCAUUGAAGAGAAAGGCAAACCAUACUGUUUCGAAAUCUACAGCGAUAGCAGUGAGGUAAUAAAAGCUUGUAAAACAGAACCAGAUGGAAGAAUGGUUGUAGGUCGGCACACUUCUUAUAAAAUGUGUGCUUUUUCGCAAGAGGAAAUGAAUCACUGGAUAAGUGCUAUUGAGUAG